ACAGUGACACAGGUCUUAUAAACAGUUCUUUUCAUUUCAAAGCCCCGAUUUCAUUUCACAAAAAACCUUUAUUUUUCCAUCAUGGCUCCUCGUAUCACCAACGGUGCCACAACCGUCUCAACCGUCAAGUCUUCCACUACAUGUAGCCGUGCCUAUGUGACGUUCUUGGCCGGAAACGGUGACUAUGUGAAAGGUGUGGUUGGGUUGGCCAAGGGUUUAAGGAAGGUCAAAAGCAAGUAUCCACUAGUUGUGGCCAUCUUGCCCGACGUGCCUGAAGACCACCGUCAGAUCCUGGUUUCUCAGGGCUGCAUAGUCAGAGAGAUCGAACCUGUGCACCCUCCUGAGAACCAGACCCAAUAUGCCAUGGCCUACUACGUCAUCAACUACUCCAAGAUUCGUAUUUGGGAGUUUGUGGAGUAUAGCAAGAUGAUCUACUUGGAUGGAGAUAUCCAAGUGUUUGAGAACAUCGACCAUCUGUUCGAUUAUCCGGACAACUACUUCUAUGCUGUCAAGGAUUGCUUCUGUGAGCCAAACUGGAGGGACAGUCCCCAGUAUAAGAUUGGUUACUGCCAACAGUGCCCGGAUAAGGUUCAGUGGGACAGUAGCUUGGGUCCGAAGCCACCUCUAUAUUUUAAUGCAGGCAUGUUUGUUUAUCAGCCUUGCUUGUCUACUUACCAGGAACUCCUCAGUGCCCUCAAGACUAGCACUCCAACUUUGUUUGCAGAGCAGGAUUUCUUGAACGAUUUCUUCAAGGAUAAGUACAGGCCCAUCCCUUCGGAUUACAACCUUGUUUUGGCCAUGCUUUGGCGCCACCCUGAAAAUAUUGAAUUGAACAAAAUUAAGGUUGUCCACUAUUGUGCUAAUGGUUCCAAGCCAUGGAGGUACAAUGGAGAAGGGGAGAACAUGGAGAGGGAAGACAUUAAGAUGCUGGUGAAGAUGUGGUGGGAUAUUUAUAACGACGAUUCGUUGAAUUAUGUCAAUACUGUGGCUCCUCCGGCGGCUAGAAAUAGAACUCGGCAAGUGAACCUGCAGCCCUUCCAGACGGCGUUGUUGACGGAGGCUGGCGAUCCCAAUUAUAUCACCGCUCCAUCCGCUGCUUAGUUAGUGCCUGCAAGUUCCCCAUAAUCAGAUAUAUCGAAGAAGUAUAUAUAGUUGGCAUUCUAAAUAAGAGUACUGGUUUGUUUUAUUCUAGUAUUGACCGGUCUGCCCAUUUCCAACAUACCAGCCAUGGGGUAUUGGGGAUCGAUCUGAAGAGAGUUUAAUAGUUUAGGAGUUUGAAGUGGUACUCCCUCAUUUUUGUUGGGACGACGGGAGUAAUAUGUCAAAGUGGUAAUAUAAGAGGUGUGAAUUACAGCUUUUUUUACUUGUACACAAUCUAGGCUCUCAUCAGUUCGAUCUUGCAUUCUUGCUA
Argentina anserina (silverweed cinquefoil) is the source of this 1411-nucleotide messenger RNA. RefSeq names its product galactinol synthase 2-like. The coding region runs from base 82 to 1101 and encodes 339 amino acids. Gene Ontology annotation, molecular function: glycosyltransferase activity. NCBI's taxonomy places the organism in Eukaryota, Viridiplantae, Streptophyta, Magnoliopsida, Rosales, Rosaceae. The transcript is spliced from 4 exons. The record is from RefSeq and is a predicted model, not a curated record.